AUGGGAGAAGUGUUGGUGGGUGGAGUGUGGGUACCAUCCGCAAUUGCUCAACACUUCAAAGACGAAGGACACGCCCCAUUCUCGUACACGAAGCCAAACUUGAAAUUCCAACCCCGUGAAGUAAAACUCAAUAUAAAAACAUUCCAACCACAUAGAGAACAAAUUUUUGUCGAAGAUUAUAAGCGACGUCUGUUGAAAAUCGCUAUAUCAAAGUUAGACGACGAUCGAGGUCAUAGGCGCAGGCCGUUAAGAAGGUACAGCGACGUGCAGCAAGUCGCAACCCGUCCAGCCGCUUUCGUUUACCCGGACAGACGCGGUCACAUGUACAAACCUUUGAGAAGGUACAACAGCGAGCUAGAAUCGCUUUCAACUCGUCCAACUACUUUCAUUGUACCGGCUCGAGAGCGGCAUACGAGGUUCUACGCGCAGACCCGUACGACGGUUCAGCGAGAUGCAACAAGUCGUAGCUCGCCCGUCUGCCAUAGUUAUCCCGGUUUGUUCUACUCUUUUCCUGAGAUACCGAGGUGCAAGAGUUGUAGAAUUGUGGGAUGUCGGUAUCACAGGUUCAAGAAUGCCCACACUAUACCCCCACCCUCUUCCUCCCCCUUCCCCACUUUUGAAUAA
Messenger RNA from Haemonchus placei, 624 nucleotides. Lineage: Eukaryota; Metazoa; Nematoda; Chromadorea; Rhabditida; Trichostrongylidae. The record is from the annotation of a GenBank genome assembly.